AUGAAGGGGCUAACUAGCUUCCUAGUGCUUCUUUCACUAAACCUAUCCUUGGCCGAAAUCAACCCCUUGGAAGAGUUCUUUGAGCAACGCAAUAUUAAAUACCUGAAAGAUGCACUGAACGGGAGCAACUCCUGUUGGGCCGCAGUUGCUGGAGCUUCUGUUGGGGCUAAAUUGAAAAUGUACGACGCCAGCACCAAAGUACCAUCGGGGGUGCUGAACUUUGUCGCUUUUGAUUUGGGUAACUUCGACGAGUGCUACAACUUGGAGGAGGUUAUAAAUGACGAGACUGUUUACGGUAAAUACUGUCUUGGGACGAUACCGAUUCCCAAAGACAUGAUGAUGAAGGGUGCAAGUGAGCAGGAGUCCAGGAUGCUUGGACGUAAAAAUAUUGGCUAUCAUUUGGCUUAUUGUCUAUUAAGUCCUUGUUCGGCUGAAGACUUUUCCCUGAUUCCCUUGAGCAGCUUCGAUGAGCAGUUCUGCUACUCAAAAGCAACCAAACCUGAGUUGGAUGGGGCAGACAUAACAGCAAUUGUUAUUUUUGGUAUUUUUGGGGUCAUUGUGGUACUUUCCACUGCCUAUGACUUGUACCUCUUCUACACCGAGUCAAAGCCCUCACACCCACUUCAAGUCGCCUUUUCACUGUGGACCAACGGCCAAAAGGUCUUCAAAACCAGCUCCGGAGGUGACCAGCUGUCGUGCAUCAACGGAAUAAAGGCCCUCAGCAUGAUGUGGGUCAUCUAUGGGCACGAAAACAGCAACAUGGAGGGAGCCUACAACUACCUCGACGUGAUGGACUUCAUGAAGGAUAAGAAGAACAUGUACUUGUUGAACGCCCCAGUUUCAGUUGACACGUUCUUCACCGUAGCUGGGCUGCUCACCAUGUACACGUUCCUUAAGGCCCACGAUAAGGGUGUCAAGUUUAGCCUGCCCAUGUAUUACGUUCACAGAUACCUAAGGUUGACCCCAGCUUUGGCUGUUAUUGUACUUCUAAACGCCACCCUGACUAGGUUCAUGGGGGAGGGCCCUCUAUGGGGGUCAAUAGACAUGGACACUAACAACUGCCGCAACUACUGGUGGUCAACGUUAUUAUACGUUCAAAACUAUGUCAGUCCGGAAGAGAUGUGUGUUGGACAGUCUUGGUAUUUGUCGGUGGACACUCAGUUGUACGCUUUGUCACCUAUAGUAUUGCUCCUGCUGGUUAAGUACCCAAAAAUUGGGCUAGCUACUUUGGGAGGACUUGUUUUGGCUGGAAACAUUGUACCUUUUGUCAUUACCUACACCAUGGAGUUGCCCGCUACCUUAGCCAGCACAGAUAUGGAUGUUAUGAUGGAUUACAUAAAGUACUACUACUUCGCCACGUACUCCCGAUUUGGCCCCUACGUCAUUGGAAUGGCCUUCGGUUGGAUCAUUUACAACCUGAGGAAGAAUGACUCAAUUAAGUCAAUGGAGAAAGGUAGAAGAACCUUGUUCGUCAUCACAACAUGGAUAGUUGCUUUGGUUGGACUUGUUGUUUGCCUUUAUGCUGGUGCCAGUGUUGUGACUGAAGAAGAGACUGGUUUAGUAGCCAAAUCAUUUUACAACGGUAGUAACAGGAAUGGCUGGGCUGUGGCUGUCUGUCUAGUUAUAGUACUUUGUACAACUGGAUACGGAGGUCCUAUUGACAGCUUCCUCUCGAUUCCACUCUUCCAAAUUUUAUCCAAGUUGUCUUACUCCAUGUAUUUGGUUCACUACACUCUAAUUGUGACCAAAAGAUAUUUGUCAGCAAAAGUUUUGUUCUACUUUUCGGUGGAAAAUGUUUUUCAUGCGUUCUUUGGUGAUUUUAUGAUCACCUUGAUUUACGCCUUCUUCCUUUGCACCAUUUUUGAAUCUCCAAUUAUCACUGUGGAAAAGGUCAUCUUCGGAGAUCACAAAAAGUCUUCGGAGAAGCCAAAGUUGAAAUCUCCGGCCUAAGUCUAAGUAAAUAUUUAUUUAUGUGAUAUUUAUUAUAGUAAUAAAA
Molecule: messenger RNA, 1996 nt
Organism: Aethina tumida (small hive beetle)
Lineage: Eukaryota; Metazoa; Arthropoda; Insecta; Coleoptera; Nitidulidae
Product: nose resistant to fluoxetine protein 6-like
Exons: 11
Coding region: 1-1950 (649 amino acids)
Molecular function (GO): acyltransferase activity, transferring groups other than amino-acyl groups
Source: RefSeq, a predicted model, not a curated record